AUGGCUCCGAACAAGAAGGAAGAGAGCGCGUCUUUUGAAGCAAUUAUUCAUAAUGCCCGUCUCCGGCGUCAAAAGCAAGCCUUGACAGACGAUUUUUUCGGAAAAGCAAGAAAAUCGGGCACCCCAGGAUCCAAUGUGUCUAGCAGAAGAGGCUCCCCAGUUACUAGGAGCCUUGCGAGCAGAGUCGAAAAGGUUUCCCUCCCCCGCGAUCCUUGCAGCUUGCCCAACCAGAACCGUGUGGCGUCCGCGGGCGUGAAGAAGCAACAGGUGAAGCCUACAACCACACGGCAAACCAGAGAGAGUCGCCUACUAUCGGGCGUUCUCCCAAUAAUUGAUAAUACCGAUCGCACGAAGACACAAGGACCUGGUUUGAAUAUUAAAGGCCGUGCAUCUGGCCCCUGUGUCGUCAUUGGCAGUAACUUUGCUCCUGGAACUACUGCGGAGGACAUUGAAGCUGCGUUCAGCCCCACUGGAGGGGAUAUUCUCCAAUGCAGAAUUACAAAGUCAUACCCCUCCGUAACAGCACUGAUGGUAUUCGCUGAAAGACGAGGAGCUGAUAGCGUUGUGGCGGCCUUCAAUUCACAAAAGGCAGACGGAAGGGUUAUUCAAGUUCGGAUAGAUACAGCUAACCCGGCUACAGUCCUAGCGCAAGCGAACUCUGCUUCUGCUAUCAGGACCAAAUCGGCAUUUGACAGUAGUCGUGAGCUGGCAGACCAGGAGCGCCGUGAAAAUCGUCGUCCUGCGGAGUUUCAAGAUGGUCGUUUUGGGUUUGCAGACCCAGCAGAACAGCCACGGCAGCAACAGCCCAAUUCAUAUGACCAAGACCAUAGGAACAACAGCCAGAGCUGGGGAAGAGCUCGGAGACAAAGCGAAAAACAGCACAAUUCAACCAAGCCUGACUUGUAUGAUACAAUGAUGGUUGACUCGCAGCCGUUUAGGACCCGGAGACGUUAG
Trichophyton rubrum CBS 118892 is the source of this 954-nucleotide messenger RNA. RefSeq lists its product as uncharacterized. Lineage: Eukaryota; Fungi; Ascomycota; Eurotiomycetes; Onygenales; Arthrodermataceae. The transcript is spliced from 4 exons. The record is from RefSeq and is a predicted model, not a curated record. The coding region runs from base 1 to 954 and encodes 317 amino acids. Gene Ontology annotation, molecular function: RNA binding.